UACGUACUGUGACGAGUCGUGUACGUGUACAAUGAAAACAGGAGAAAGAAAAACGAAAAUAUAUAUGUAAAAACUACUUGCCGAGAGAGGAUAGUCAAAAUUAAUUGUGUCGAUGUCGUCCGAGCACUAACUAACGUCAAAAAAAUACCCAAAAAUAAGCAAUAAAAAAUAUAUAGAUAUUGCACAUACUGAACGUUAGCCGUAAACAACAAAGCAGUCAAAAUUAACAUCUUUCUGGAGACGAUCAGCCAAUUGGCUGGCUUUGCAACCAACUGCGACAAUAUGCAGCUGUUAAUUUCAAGUGUUUGCAUGGCGCUGACGAGCGCCGUAAUUGGCAACGCCUACUACCAAAAACAGCAGUUCUACCCGGCCGUUGUCUAUAUAACCAAAUCUAAUGCAUCCAUGGCGGUCAUUUAUAUACAAUUCUUUGUGAUAGUAUUUAUGUUUGGCAAGCUUUUGCGCAAGAUUUUCUUAGGCACUUUACGAGCUGCGGAGUUUGAGCAUUUGCUGGAACGUUUUUGGUAUGCGCUAACAGAGACUUGCUUAGCUUUUACUGUUUUUCGCGAUGACUUCAAUCCACGAUUUGUUGCAUUAUUUACUGUGCUCCUAUUUCUCAAAUCAUUCCAUUGGCUGGCCGAAGAACGCGUCGACUUUAUGGAGCGUUCUCCUGUCCUAGGUUGGCUAUUUCACAUACGCGUCGGUAGUCUGCUUACCAUGCUAGGCAUACUCGACUAUGUGUUGCUCAUGCAUGCCUACAAUUCAACCUUGGUUCGUGGUCCCACAGUGCAGCUUGUCUUUGGCUUCGAGUAUGCUAUUCUGCUGACUGUCAUCGCCAGCACAGCUAUCAAAUAUGUUCUGCAUGCUGCUGAGAUGCGCACCGACACUCCCUGGGAGAAUAAGGCUGUGUUUCUGCUGUACACCGAACUGGUUAUUGGUCUCAUCAAAGUGAUCUUGUAUCUGCUGUUUGUGAUCAUCAUGGCAAAGAUCUAUGCGCUGCCCAUGUUUGUGUUCCGACCCAUGUUCUUCACCAUACGCAACUUCCGCAAGGCGCUAAAUGAUGUCAUAAUGUCGCGCCGCGCCAUUCGCAACAUGAACACGUUAUAUCCGGAUGCCACGCCCGAGGAAUUACGUCAAUCGGACAAUAUUUGCAUUAUUUGUCGCGAGGAUAUGGUUAAUCACUCCAAGAAACUGCCCUGCGGUCAUAUCUUCCAUACCACCUGCUUGCGCUCAUGGUUCCAACGGCAGCAAACGUGUCCCACUUGUCGUUUGAACAUUUUGCGUGCUCCUGCUUUACCGCGUGCCGCUGAGGAACCAGCGAAUGCUGCAGCUGCCCCAGCUGCAGCAGCAGCUCAAACUGGUGUUGCAGCAGCGGUCAAUGUUGCAGCAAAUACAUUGCCGGGAGCAGCAGCUGCAGCUGCAACGGAUGCGCGUUUGCCACAAGCAAAUGGCAAUGCGGGCAGAAAUCCCAUUUUUCUGCCAAACUUCGCGGAACUUUUCGGCAAUGCCAAUAACAUACCCAACGCUUUGUCCAAUCCGCCACCCGCUAUGCUGCCUCCCUUCAUGUCGCAGCCACCAUUUGCUUACUUUACGCCACCCAUUGGACCACCGCCUCCCAUGCCUUCGGAUCUAACGCGUUUCAGCGAUGCCGAGUUGCUCGCCAUGGAGGGAACACAGCGCAAGCACAUUGAGGAGCGUCUGAAGAUGCUACGCAAUACUAUGCUAAUGCUGGACUCGGCCAGCAUCUUGAUGCAACAGUAUCAGGGACUAAUGGCACGUUUGCCGCCCCCUACAAUACCCCUACCAACAGCAGGAACCGCUGCAGCGACAGCAACAACAGCAGCAGAUGUGCCGACUGUGGAACCAACAGCUGCUGCGACUGCAUCCGUCUAUGACACAGCAGCGAGCACAUCGAGAGCAGCAGCGGCAGCUGCGGAGGCGACAGCACAACAAAUAAGCGUAACAGCCACAAAUAGCAAGACGGAGCAAGUGACAAUUGAGGAUCUGGGCGCCGAGGAGGAUGAUCUCCCCUCAACGGAGGCAGCUAGUUUAGAUGUGGAGACCGAGGAUAGCUCGGAGUUGAGUGAAUUGCGCAAACGACGCUUGAAAUUUCUGGAGGAGCGCAACAAAUCGCCAAAUAGCAGCGACACAACGGAUUAGAUCUGGAAUGGAACUGAAUUUAAUCAACCGCAGUAAAAACAGCCUUAAGGCUUAACUCGUCCUAACACACACAUACAAAUACACAACACACACUCACACAGACACAUGCAUGUACACUCAUUAAUUCAAUGUGUAUUCUAUGAAUGGAUAUUGAUGAUAUGUUUCUACUACUUUGACCUUAAUCUUUAUACAAAAUCUCUGAAUUUUUGUUAUCCUCUGGUUUUGGUUUCAUUUGUUUCUUGGGAAGAAUAUUGUUGAUAUCCAUUUUCAAGAAGUGUUUGUUGUAGGCAUUAUUCUGCUAAAGUGUGAAACGAGCGUUCUGGUUAUAGCAUGGCGUGCAAGAUUCAAUAUAUAUACAUUCUAUAUAUAUAUAUGUUUUGUGUAAAAAAAAAAAAAAACCAACUAA
Molecule: messenger RNA, 2563 nt
Organism: Drosophila nasuta
Lineage: Eukaryota; Metazoa; Arthropoda; Insecta; Diptera; Drosophilidae
Gene: sip3
Product: septin interacting protein 3
Exons: 6
Coding region: 283-2157 (624 amino acids)
Biological process (GO): proteasome-mediated ubiquitin-dependent protein catabolic process; ERAD pathway
Cellular component (GO): endomembrane system
Molecular function (GO): ubiquitin protein ligase activity
Source: RefSeq, a predicted model, not a curated record